AAAUGUGACAUAUGUUGUUGGCCAGACUAUAAAAAAUGUACAUAUUUGAUAAUUUUCAAUUAUUGCAAUUAGAUGCAUUUUUAUAAAAGUCAUUAGCCUAAAUAAUGUAAUCAAUUUCAAGUCCCCAGGCAUUUUUGUGGGCUGUUUUUGGGAUGACCGUUUGCUCUGCAUUGCGCCGUUUUUGCAACCUAGAUAUCAUUGGUAUUCUUAUCUCUCCUUUCACCGGGGCUACCACAGUCGGCAUUGUACCAAACGCUUUUCAACCUUUAUUGGAUUCAGUGCAUAUGUGAACUGCUCCGUCUAAGACAUGCAAUCCGAUCGUUGAGCAAUGGCCUUUUACAACCGAGAUAAUGUGUUCACAAGAGCCAAACAAGCGAAGAAGCGAAUUCACAUUGAUUUUAAACAAGAUGACCAAGCUGCGGACAUUUUAAGCGCUCCUCACAUACCACACCGCGAAGCAGAAAGCGAAAAAGCGCUGAACCAUACACCCAAGCAUGAAGCUCUAUUCGACACUGAUGACCCGAUUCAUUGCAAACGGAAACGAGGUGAGGACACCACAGUGAAGCCCGCGGAUGAUUCGAGUGAGGAUUUAAAAAACUCAUUGCCAACUUCUUCUCAUCAAGAGGAGUAUUUGGAACCAAAAAUUGAAACGGUUAUCGAAAGCACAGUGGAAACAAUAAGACCAUUUAACGAUAAUUUCGAAGUUCGGGUCCAGUUCAAUCAGGAAAAUGUUUUCACGAAGAUCACACAGGCGAUGAAACGGAAAGAGGAUGAUUCAAAACAAGAUAUUCAACUACUACAGCAAAAUGCUGACACAGCAACCAGCACAGAACUGCAUCUACGUGCAUCAGUCAUAGGAAAAAAUUCCGAGGACAUACAGUCGAAUGUUCUAAGGGCCGGCUCAAGCACAGAAAAACGAGUCGAAGGCAUCGCUCACAGGCCUGCAGAAGAUUCGGUUCAAGAAACACUGCCGACAAGGAUCAAUCCAAAUAGUCGAUUACAUCCGCCAGACUCAGAAGUUCAUAGUACUACACGGACAACGUAUGGCAGCGGGGAAACAGUGGGUAAUACUUACGUCAACCGUGUCUCGUACAACCGUGACAAUGUUUUCACAAAGGCCAAACAGGAAAAACGACGGAAUCAGAGCAAUUUGGAAGGAAAAGAUCAAAUACACCACCGACCUGUUGACAUUCCAACUGGUUCAGGGUUGCACCUCGAUGCGGUUGCCAAUGAAUUAAUUCAUACUUCUUAUCUGGGAAUGCAAUAUGACAUUGAUAACCAAACAUCUUUGAAGAAACAAGCAUGCGAAGUUGACGACUCGGUGAACUCUGUUGAUUCAAGGUUAACUUUUUCCUCAGUAGUACCGACAGAUCCAGGCUUAAAGAUAGUUGCUAACAAAAUGAGUUCGUCUUCCGAUACCCCCAGUACCAUACAUGAGCAGAUAGUUGAUGGAUGCGGGUACAGUUACAAGAAAACGGAAAACUGCUCACUACACGUAUCGGUUGAACCAACACAUUUAGAGAACAGUCAAAUAUGUGAUGAUUGGUCCCUCAUCUCAUUAAGCAACGUACCUUCCCUGUACACGGAACGAAUGGAUACUUCAAAAACUGUGGAUUCGUUAAAGCCAGAAAUUGAAAACGUUGACUAUUUUAUUAGAACGACGAAAUCGAAAUGCCAAGAUCCUACGGAUAUGAUUGAUUUUGAAUCGGAUUCUAGUCUGCAACCACAAAACACUACUCCUACUUUGAACAAUGCAGAGACGCAGCUCCAGAUACGUAACAGCAAUGUGUUUGGCGAAGAAACGAAUACAACUAUGUCUUCAGGAAAUACUAAGGCCAACCGUGUUUUAUACAACCGUGACAAUGUUUUCACAAAGGCCAAACAGCAGAAACGACGGAAUCAGAGCAAUUUGGAAGGACAAGAUCAAAUACACCACCGAAUUGCUGAAGUUCCAACUGGUUCUGGGAUGCACUUCGAUGCGGUUGACAAUGAAUUUAAACAUACUACUUAUCUGGAAGGGCAAUAUGGUAUCAAUGGUCGAUCAUCCAUGACGCAACAUGCAAGGGAAGUUGACGACUCGGCGAACACUGUUGGGUCAAGGUUAACUUCUUCCUCUGUACUGACGAAAGAUCCAGUCGUAGUGAAAGUUCCAAAUGAUAUGAGUUCGCCUUCCAACACCGCCAAUAUCAUGAAUGCAACUACGUCAUCCGGAAAUACUUCUGUUAACCGUGUUUUAUACAACCGUGACAAUGUUUUCACAAGAGCCAAACAGGAGAAACGACGGAAUCAGAGGAAUUUGGAAGAAAAACCUCAAAUACACCACCAAACAGCUGACAUUCCAACUGGUUCAGGGUUGCAUCUCGAUGCGGUGGACAAUGAAUUUAUGCAUACUUCAUAUCUGGGAGUGCAACCUGAUAUAUCAUCCAUAAAGAAACAAAAAAUGGAAGUUGACGACUCGGUGAACUCUAUUGACCCAAGGUUAAAUAUUUCCUCAGUAGUGCCGACAGAUGCAGUCUUUGAUAAAGUUCAAAAUGAAACGGGCUUGUCUUUCGAAACCGGCAGUAUCAUGAAUGCAACUACGUCAUCCGGAAAUACUUCUGUCAACCGUGUUUUAUACAACCGUGACAAUGUUUUCACAAGAGCCAAACAGGAGAAACGACGGAAUCAGAGGAAUUUGGAAGAAAAACCUGAAAUACACCACCAAACAGCUGACAUUCCAACUGGUUCAGGGUUGCACCUCGAUGCGGUAGACAAUGAAUUUAUGCAUACUUCAUAUCUGGGAGUGCAACCUGAUAUAUCAUCCAUGAAGAAACAGAAAAUGGAAGUUGACGACUCGGUGAACUCUAUUGACUCAAGGUUAAAUCUUUCCUCAGUAGUGCCGAGAGAUGCAGUCUUUGAUAAAGUUCAAAAUGAAACGGACUUGUCUUUCAAAACCGGCAGUAUCAUGAAUGCAACUACGUCAUCCGGAAAUACUUCUGCCAACCGUGUUUUAUACAACCGUGACAAUGUUUUCACAAGAGCCAAACAGGAGAAACGACGGAAUCAGAUGAAUUUGGAAGAAAGACCUCAAAUACAUUACCAAACAGCUGACAUUCCAACUGGUUCAGGCUUGCAUCUCGAUGCGGUAGACAAUGAAUUUAUGCAUACUUCUUAUCUGGGAGUGCAACCUGAUAUAUCAUCCAUGAAGGAACAAAAAAUGGAAGUUGACGACUCGGUGAACUCUAUUGACCCAAGGUUAAAUCUUUCUUCAGUAGUGCCGACAGAUGCAGUCUUUGAUAAAGCUCAAAAUGAAACGGGCUUGUCUUUCAAAACCGGCAGUAUCAUGAAUGCAACUACGUCAUCCGGAAAUACUUCUGUCAACCGUGUUUUAUACAACCGUGACAAUGUUUUCACAAGAGCCAAACAGGAGAAACGACGGAAUCAGAGGAAUUUGGAAGAAAGACCUCAAAUACACCACCAAACAGCUGACAUUCCAACUGGUUCAGGGUUGCACCUCGAUGCGGUAGACAAUGAAUAUAUGCAUACUUCAUAUCUGGGAGUCCAAUCUGAUAUAUCAUCCAUGAAGAAACAAAAAAUGGAAGUUGACGACUCGGUGAACUCUAUUGACCCAAGGUUAAAUCUUUCCUCAGUAGUGCCGACAGAUGCAGUCUUUGAUAAAGUUCAAAAUGAAACGGGCUUGUCUUGCAAAACCGGCAGUAUCAUAUUGAAACAGAUAACUGUUGGAUGUGAGGGCCAUUACAGGGAAGCCGAGAACUGCUCACAACAUGAGUCAUUUGAACAAGCAAAUUUAGAGAACAGUCCAAACUGUGAUGAUUGGUCUCUCAUCUCAUUAAGCAACGUGUAAGUUGAUAUAUGUACAUUUUCAAUUUCAUUUACUCAAGGAAACUAAUUGCAGUCCUUCCCUGUACACUGGACGAAUGGAUACUUCAAAACCUGUGGAUCCGGUUAAGCCAGAAGUGGAAAACUUUGACUCUUUUGUUCAUAUUAGAACGACGAAAUCGAAAUGCCAAGAUCCUACGGAUUUGAUUGCAUUUGAUUCGGAUUCUAGUCUACCUUAUGACAUGAAUCAUCGAAUCAAAGAAAACCUUCGAAGCAACGAGCAAGAAACGCCUGAAAAAAUGGAUUUUUCGCAGAUCUACAUGCAACAAACAGAAAACCAUACCACAAUCGCUGCAGGAGUAAUAAUGAAUUUGAACUCAGUACCUAUCAUAGGACAUUUUCAAACGGAGAUCCUGGCUUUACCCCCUACUCCUUACAGACAUUUAGUUACACCACAGAUCGAUGUUACCGAAAGUCAGGUCAAAUCCAACAGCAAUAGUGCUUACACGAAAGUCAAACAGCAGAGAAAUCCAAAUCAUUCCAAUAUGCCGCCGAUAUGGGACUACGGACUACAUCCGCAAAACAUUACUGCUACUUUGGAUAAUGCAGACACGCAGCUCCAACCGUCAACCGCAGAAAAGCGUACUAAUGCGGUACGUGGCACAGUGUUAAGCGGAGCAACGAAUGCAGCUAUGCCAUCGGGAAAUACCUAUGUCAACCGUGUCUUAUACAACCGUGAUAAUGUUUUCACAAGAGCCAAACAGGAGAAGCGACAAAAUCAGAGCAAUUUGGAAGGAAGAGAUCAAAUACACCACCAAACUGUUGACAUUCCAGCUGGUUCAGAGAUGCAGCACGAUACGAUUCACAAUGAAUUUAAGCAUACUCCUUAUCUGGAUGUGCAGUAUGACAUUGGUGGCCGAUCAUCCAUGAUGAAACCAGAAUGGAAUGUGGACAACUCGAUUAAACAUAACAGCUCACUAACGUUUUCCUCAAUGGAACCA
This is a messenger RNA of Aedes albopictus (Asian tiger mosquito), 4820 nucleotides long. RefSeq lists its product as uncharacterized. NCBI's taxonomy places the organism in Eukaryota, Metazoa, Arthropoda, Insecta, Diptera, Culicidae. Bases 329 to 3844 code for a protein of 1171 amino acids. The transcript is spliced from 24 exons. The record is from RefSeq and is a predicted model, not a curated record.